AAAUGCCCACCUCUUCAAAAUUUCUUGACCCGGCUGACGCGGUUGCUCAUCUGCAGACGUACCCGUCCUCCGAUGGCUUGUCCGUCGAGGAGCUGAUGAAUUCCCGUCUCCACGGCGGUCUUACUUACAAUGAUUUUCUGUUACUGCCUGGCAAGAUCGACUUCCCUGCAUCGGACGUGAUAACUGAAACCAGGAUCACUCGCAACGUCGUUCUCAAAACCCCGUUCAUGAGUAGCCCAAUGGAUACCGUCACAGGAACCGAAAUGGCGAUUAGUCUCGCGCUCUUGGGGGGCAUUGGUGUUAUCCAUCAUAAUCAAUCCGCUGAAAACCAAGUGGCCAUGAUCCGAGCGGUGAAGAGACAUGAGAACGGUUUCAUCACUGACCCAGUCGUCUUGUCGCCCACCCACACUGUUGCUGACGUCUUAGAUAUCAAGGUUCGGCUGGGAUUCUGUGGUAUUCCCAUUACUGAUUCCGGAUCAUUGGGGGGAAAGCUGCUCGGCAUAGUCACUUCUCGUGACAUUCAGUUCGAGUCUCCAGACACUGUUUUGCACGAAAUUAUGACCACCGAUCUCGUAACGGCUCCGCAGGGCGUCACCUUGAACGAAGCAAACAUCCUUCUUCGUAGUUGUAAAAAAGGAAAACUCCCGAUUGUUGACGAUCAAGGUCGCCUAACAUCCCUCCUUGCCCGUUCUGACCUUCUGAAGAAUCAAAACUACCCAUUGUCGAGUAAAAAUCCUGAAAGUAAGCAGCUGUACGCUGCUGCUGCUGUUGGUACUCGUCCCAAUGAUCGAGAACGGCUCCGUCUUCUGGUUGAAGCCGGCCUUGAUAUUGUUGUUCUUGACUCUUCGCAAGGUAACUCUGUCUACCAGCUGGAGAUGAUCCAGUGGGUCAAGCAAACAUUUCCCAAACUUGAGGUCAUCGCUGGAAAUGUCGUCACCCGCGAACAAGCUGCCAACCUUAUCGCUGCUGGUGCAGAUGGUCUCCGUGUCGGCAUGGGAAGUGGAUCUAUAUGUAUCACGCAGGAGGUCAUGGCAGUCGGCCGUCCACAGGCUACUGCCGUGUAUGCGGUUGCCGAGUUCGCGAACAAGUUUGGCGUUCCGGUCAUUGCUGACGGCGGUAUUGGCAACGUGGGACAUAUUGUCAAGGCACUCGCGCUGGGCGCGAGUGCUGUCAUGAUGGGUGGGUUGCUUGCGGGCACGGCGGAAGCCCCUGGCGAGUACUUUUACCAUGAUGGGAAGCGUGUUAAGGCGUACAGAGGUAUGGGUAGUUUGGAGGCUAUGGAAGCUGGGAAGUUCGAUCCGUCUACGCGGGCUAACGGUAGGCCCGGAUCCUCGAGGAACGCGCCAUACCCCAAGGGCACUCCACACGAGAAUGCAGCGACGACUCGCUACUUUUCCGAGAGCUCGGCUGUCAAAGUCGCGCAGGGUGUCUCGGGCGAUGUGCAAGACAAGGGCAGCGUUAAAGCGUUCGUGCCGUAUUUGUACACGGGAUUACAACAUAGUCUUCAGGAUAUUGGCGUGAGGAGUGUGGAGAACCUCAGGGAGGGUGUCCGGGAUGGCUUAGUCCGGUUUGAGCUUCGUACUGCCAGUGCUCAGGUUGAGGGUGGAGUGCACGGGCUGCAUUCAUACACGAAACGACUUUUCACCGACAUCGUUUAAUGAAUCUCGCAUUAAAUACCUGUACCAACAUUUUAGUGGAGGGCAUGUCGUACACUCACAUUUGGAUAGCUAGGUCGUUGCUGCACAUGGUUUGGGAAUUCAUCGAAUAUUGAAGUGAAUGUUGUCGCCCCCGGUUGAUCCAGACCACGUAAGUUAGCAAUGCUGAUGUUGUCAGAUCUACCUCGUCGUUCCUUGUAACCUUGUUUUCCUUGUGUAGACUUGACUAGCUCCGUGAGCUAUUAAUGUGCCAAAGGACAGCCUAAGAACCUCAGAACCGAGGGUUACCUUGUUAAACGUCGUAGCCAUUGUACCCCUUUGUCUGCUUCUCCGUUGGUUGUGAGGU
Pisolithus orientalis is the source of this 2001-nucleotide messenger RNA. Its product is annotated as IMP dehydrogenase/GMP reductase. Gene Ontology annotation, cellular component: cytoplasm. The record is from RefSeq and is a predicted model, not a curated record. The transcript is spliced from 3 exons. Gene Ontology annotation, molecular function: IMP dehydrogenase activity. NCBI's taxonomy places the organism in Eukaryota, Fungi, Basidiomycota, Agaricomycetes, Boletales, Pisolithaceae. The annotation marks the transcript as partial. Gene Ontology annotation, biological process: GTP biosynthetic process.